This is a messenger RNA of Ceratitis capitata (Mediterranean fruit fly), 2650 nucleotides long. RefSeq names its product solute carrier family 22 member 13. The transcript has 5 exons. Gene Ontology annotation, molecular function: transmembrane transporter activity. The coding region runs from base 51 to 2009 and encodes 652 amino acids. Gene Ontology annotation, biological process: transmembrane transport. NCBI's taxonomy places the organism in Eukaryota, Metazoa, Arthropoda, Insecta, Diptera, Tephritidae. The record is from RefSeq and is a predicted model, not a curated record.
AGACGCUGCAAACGAACCAGAAAGAAAAGAAGAAGAACAGCACAUCAGUAAUGACUCCUGAAUUUUUGAAUCAACACAUACAACGCAACAACAGCAGCAACAGCAUACAAAGUAAUCACAGCAAUCACACGCCCUCAAUUUACAAUGCCAACAAUAAUCAUCGGCUAUCAGUCUCAUUAACACCUGUCACAACACCACAAUUGCUGCAACGUCAUAAUGCUACUGCCGGCGUUUACACACCACCAGCAACACCCCUAUCACCGCCCACACCACCACACACACCGCAAUUCAAUGCAGCCGGAGUGGGACGGAGUAAAAUUAUCGACGAGUCAUCACUAACGCAAAGCAAUGCGAAAGCCAAACCAACACCAACAACAACAGCCAGCGAUAUAAUAGGCAGCGUGUUGGGUGACUUCGGUAUUUGGCAGCUACGUUCGGUGCUCAUACUCUUUCUAUGCAAAUUACCCGCCUCCUGGUUCAUGGCCUGUAUAAUAUACACAGCGCCCGAGAUUAAACCACCCACACAAUAUCACUGUGACACGAGUCAGUUGAAUGCGAAUCAGACGAUAGCGCCGAAUCAGUGUUACGUGGUGAAUUGGAGUGGAAAUGUGGCGCCGAACGGCACCACGUCGGGUGAAAUGCUCUCACAAACCCCAUGUACAAAAUUCGUUUACGAAGAUUAUUUCUAUUCGUUCAUCAUGCAGUACAAUUUGGUUUGUUUGCGUGAAAUAUUCGUGGCCUGGACGCAGUAUUGGCAUCUGUUUGGCGUGCUGGUGGGCGGCGUUAUCGGCACCAAGGCGAUGUUGAGACUCAGUCCACGCACAGUCUACAUCAUAGGCGCGGUGCUGCAGAUCAUUUUGGGUGUAAUCACUGGUUAUUCUACUGAUCUGACAAUGCAUUGCAUCUUUCGUUGUCUGGCAGCUAUCUGCUGUGCUUUGAUGUUCACCUCGGCACAGGCAAUUUUCGUUGACAUCACUGGCGGUCGCUAUCGCACCGGUGUCAUCAUAUUGUACGACACCUUUUGGUCACUGGGCGUCAUUCUACUACCGGGCAUUUCAUCAUUUUUCAAUAAUUGGAGCCAACUUUAUCUGGGCAUAACUUUCCCCACAGUCAUUUUGCUGUUUCUACUCCAAUGGACACCGGAGUCGCCACGUUGGUUGUUGAAAAACGGCAACGAACAUGACGUCUAUCGUGUGGAACGCAUGAUACGAAAAGCUGUUGAUAUCAACGAACGUACUUUCCUCAUACCAGAUGACUUUCGACAACAAAUCGAACGAUUACGCGACACUCUACGUUCACAAAGGCCACCUGCCACCUGGCUGCAACUAUGGCAUGGGCCACGUGCCACACAUUAUAUGCUGGCAGCACAUGUUGCGCUCGCUUGUUACAUUGUUAAUUAUAUGGGCAUGUUGUUGAAUCUACGCUCUUUCGGUCGAGACUAUCGAAUGCCAAAUACGAUCGCGAUGGGUUUUGCUGAAAUUAUCGGUUGCUUCAUUGGGCUGCACUUUGUCAUGAAGCAGGGUCAAAAGAAAUUUAUGUACGCGGGUUGUUUCAAUGUCGUAGCCGGUCUUGUCGGUUGUCUAGGUUGGACUUUUACGCACGUGAACUUGAAUCCCGAUUUAAAAGUCGUGCUCUGGAUGAUCAUCGCUCUGGUGCCCAAGGUCAGCGUGUCUUGUGCUCAAUCCAUGAUGCAGGGUUGUAUGGCUGAGGUGAUGCCGGCACAUAAGAAGCAACCCUUCGCAUUCUCCGUGGUCACGUUUGCGCGCUUAUGGCUGUUGAGCGCGCCAUUCAUCAAUCUCCUAAAGAAGACCGAUGUAGCGCUCUCGCUCACAUUUUUCUCUGUGCUCACUGUGAUUGGUGGUAUUUGUACGUGUUUAUUGCAGCCACCAAAACAAAAGAAUACCGCUAAUCUAACCAUGAGUAAUGAGGUAUCGAAUAAAAAGGAACGUUCACCGUUAACCGCCACUGUAUGGACGGUCGAGAGUGAAGCGAAUAAUACGCGCCUAUAAGUAGAUUGCUCGAUUGCUAUCUACUUGCGCAGCUAAUCACUGUUCAUAUGUAUUAAUAGCGUUAUGUAUGUAUAUGUAUAUAUAAUUAAUACAUACAUACGUACAUACAAUUUUAGAUAAUUUAGCGUUUGUGCCAUUGGAAACAAAAUGUUCCCCUUUAAUCAAUAAUUAUUGUAUAUCUAAUUAAAUAUGUAAAUAGUUUGUAGUACAACUGUUAUAAUUGUUACAAAUAUAUGUACAUAUGUAUAUGUAUGUACAUAUAUAUAGUUCUGCUUAAGCACACUCAUCAAUUGAAAAUUGACAAUUAAUUAUAUGAAAGAAAGAGUGGAAUUAUUAAUUAUUUUAGUCUAAUAAAUCUGUGAUUAGUAAGCCAUGCUAAAUGAUACAUACAUAUAUUUUUUUUCUAUGCAAUCAAUUAAAUUUGCCAACUAACUAAUUGUACUUAUUAAGUUUAAACUACGAUGAACAUACACAUAUAUAUAAAUACAAGUAUGUGUGUACGUACGUAUAUAAUUACUAACUUACCAACGAUUCGAGCACUAUCAUUCCAUAAGAAAUGUAAAUACAUACCUAUAUACUUAUAUUAAAAAAAAAUACAUUAAGCCAAAUCAAUGCACAAACACAUACGAAUGUACAUACAA